AUGGGAGUCGGAAAUUAUGGCCGCCAUAGCGAUAGCGCUAUUUUUGAAAAUUCAGUUUUCUAUCAACAGUUUGUUCAUGAUAAAAUUAUUCUUCCCCCAAAACCACUUCCUGGAACAGAAGUCUCCGUGCCUCAUGUAUUCGUUGGUGACGAAGGGUUUCCACUCCAAACAUAUUUAAUGAGGCCUUACCCAAAAUCUGGAGUUAUUAAUAAUGUUAGAAAGAAAACAUUCAAUCGGCAGCUCAGCAGAGCACGUCGUGUGGUUGAAAAUGCGUUCGGCAUUUUAGCUAUGAAAUGGCGACUGUUUUUAAGACCUAUAGAAACAGACGAGGGCACUGCUGACUGGAUUGUGAAAGCGGCAUGCUGUUUGCACAAUUACAUCAUAACAAAAAUCGGCAAUAGGGAAUCAGUCAUUGAAACAGACGAACAAGUAGAACCAAUACGAGCAUUAGCAGCGACAACACCGACCAACAGAAGAUCGAAUGCUGUUGCGUUUGAAGUACGAGAGCAUUUUGCUGAUUACUUUAGUAAAUAA
Messenger RNA from Acanthoscelides obtectus, 534 nucleotides. NCBI's taxonomy places the organism in Eukaryota, Metazoa, Arthropoda, Insecta, Coleoptera, Chrysomelidae. The record is from the annotation of a GenBank genome assembly.